AUGCAGGUACUAGACCGAGCUUCUAGGCGAAGCCGAGAGGAGACAGAAAUGGCAUUGGCGGAAGGACUAGGCAUUACCGUUGAAAUGUCUCGCCGCGUUAUUCAGCGGCUUCUGUCUUUUGACAUAAACAAUGUUUCCAUGGUGCGUGAAUUGGGUAGAAAGCUGCAACGGCUAGGCAAAAUCGACGGCAUGCACCAGAAAAGUGACAGUAGGCUAGACCAUAUGGGAACCCAGACGCAUUCGGGCAGCGGAGCAUUGCUUUCCAGUGGACUCCCUACCUCCGUAAAGGAUCUGCAGUGUGUGCUUCAUCUCCUGCGAGAAGUGUAUCAAAUGGGAGAGUGGGUGGAUAUCGAUCUUCUGAUUGUGCGGGGCCUCCACUACUACACAGGAGUCGUGUUUGAAGCGUUUGACGCCGAGGGCGCGUUCAGAGCUAUACUAGGGGGUGGUUGUUACGGCGAAGCAGGGGCCACCUCAGCUGUGGCGGAUUCAUCAGCCGUAGGGCCUUGGCCUUCAACAGAAAUCCCCACAGUGUCACAGAUGCAUCUGAACCCAAACUUGCCUAGUAGUGGAGGAAUGAUGAGGACUGCUGUUACUGGGGUUGGUUUAGGUAUGGGAGACUGCGUGCUGAUGAAUCUGCUGCAGAGGAAGGGUCUUCUUCCGUCCCCUGGACCUGCCGUUGAUGCUAUUGUGGCUGUCCGCCAAGCUUCUGUAGCUCGGCAUGUUCCUGGACAAGUUUCUUUUGUCUCACCCCGCUGCGCGCCAAGUGGCAACCCGAGACUUCCUGAGGCGGGCGACUGGAGGAAUGAGUGCUGCUAUUCCACGCCUUCAGCAACAAGCACCUCAGACAGGCACUCCAUUGAGGCACAGCAGCUCUGCUGCAAGCUGCGAGCCCUUGGUCUCCGCGUGGAGUUACUGCUGCCUCCUCAAAGGUCUGAAAGAGCCGCCAUCAAGCACGCGAGGUCAGUGGGAGUGAAGGCAGUUAUAUUUGUUGGAGCAACUAAGCAAAAGCUUCCCAUGCUCACGGGAAACGCGGAAGUGCCUGGAAGCGCAGUCUCGGCUUCUUUCCCUCCAGAAGGAGAAGAGAUGACAAAUGCCGUUGAAUUUAAAGUUUUUCUUAAUUCAGAAAGCUGUGGGAACCUUGGGCUGCUCGACAAAAAGCACAUUACAACUCAGACAGAGGAUACUGCCCCAUUGCGUAACCAGAGAGUCGGCAGUAGUUUGAAACAUUCAAAAACACAUACCACUAUUUCUUCCGUAGUGGAGAUGAUGAAGGCCCAUCUGUGCGCCUCACCUUAA
Messenger RNA from Eimeria acervulina, 1296 nucleotides. RefSeq names its product histidyl-tRNA synthetase, putative. NCBI's taxonomy places the organism in Eukaryota, Apicomplexa, Conoidasida, Eucoccidiorida, Eimeriidae. Gene Ontology annotation, molecular function: histidine-tRNA ligase activity. Gene Ontology annotation, cellular component: cytoplasm. Gene Ontology annotation, biological process: histidyl-tRNA aminoacylation. The record is from RefSeq and is a predicted model, not a curated record. The coding region runs from base 1 to 1296 and encodes 431 amino acids. The transcript has a single exon.